CUCACAGAGCCAAACGUCCUUUAGAGAGCAUCAGACCUUUGGAUCAGAACACAGCCGUCCUUUUCUUUUUUUACCAUUUCUCCCAGUUUUCAUCUCAGUGUUCCCAUCAUUUCUGGAUCCUCUCCUCUGCUGACAUCACAGUGACAUCAUUGUCUGGCGGUCCUCACUUUUAUUCGGGAUGUUCUGGAUGUGAACAUGGAGUUUCCCUCCCAUCCACUGGUGGUGGAUACAUUCUCCAGUCCUCCCAGCACCACUGACCAGUUUCAGACCCACGCUGCCCAGCAGCUGAGCAGGCCGGGGCCACCGGAGAGUAGGGGGGCGGGUCUGGAGUCCCUGGAGCCUGCAGGAUUAGUUCCCGCUGGGACCCAGAGCACCUGACAGACAGCUCCAUGCUGUCCCCCCUCUAUCCGGACCAUGGCGGCUCGGUGGUGUGGCCCCAGACGUCGUCCUGCUCCUCCUCGUCUCAGGGCCUCCACCGGCCUCUACGCUGCCGUCCUCCCCCGAUCAGCGGGAGCAGCGUGGGCCCCAACCCCACCUACUACCACACUGUGUACGACGUCAGGGUGGAGCAGUACAGCGACCUUCCUUUUCUCAGUAACGGCGGUGGGUACGGGCUCCGAUCCAGCCGGGGGUCCGUGUCCUUGGUGACCAGUAACUCGGACCCCACGAUCCCUCUGAUCCGGAGGAGGGGGGGACUGGUGGACCACCGUGAUGUCAUCCUGGCUCAUCAGGCGCACAAGAGGCACAACACACCUCAGGCCAAGAGGAAACAAUGGGAAAUGGCGCGUUUUGGAGACGAGCUACCCAACAGGUAUGGAGGAGGAGGAGGAGGUGGUGGUGGCGGUGGUGGCGGGGGUGCCGGCGGACAAGGGGGGCCCGGCCGCGGCGGCAGCAGGCAAGGGGGGCCCCCCGGAGCCCAGCGGAUGUACAAGCAGUCGAUGGCCCAGAGAGCCCGGACCAUGGCCCUGUACAACCCCAUACCCGUCCGGCAGAGCUGCCUAACGGUCAACCGCUCCCUCUUCCUCUUCAGUGAAGACAACGUGGUGAGGAAGUACGCCAAAAAGAUCACCGAAUGGCCUCCGUUUGAAUGGAUGAUCCUCACCACCAUCAUUGCUAACUGCAUCGUUCUGGCUCUGGAGCAGCAUCUUCCUGAUGGAGACAAGACGCCUCUGUCUGAGCGACUGGAGGAAACAGAGCACUACUUCAUAGCCAUCUUCUGUUUCGAGUCGGGGAUUAAGAUCCUGGCUCUGGGUUUUGCGUUACAUAAGGGCUCGUACCUGAGGAACGGCUGGAACUUGAUGGACUUUGUGGUCGUACUCACCGGCAUUCUGUCGUCAAUGGGGUCUGAUCUUGACUUGAAGACGCUACGAGCCGUCAGGGUGCUGCGGCCCCUCAAGCUGGUGUCUGGAAUUCCCAGCCUGCAGGUGGUGCUCAAGUCCAUCAUGAAGGCUAUGAUCCCCCUGCUGCAGAUCGGCCUGCUCUUGUUUGUGGCCAUCCUCAUGUUCGCCAUCAUCGGCCUGGAGUUCUACAUGGGAAAGUUUCACAAAACAUGCUACGACAUAGCCACAAAUGAGAUUGUGGACGAGUUAGCGUGUGGAACAGCAGAACCAUCCCGACUGUGUCAAAACGGUAGCGAGUGUAAAGACGGCUGGCUUGGACCCAACGACGGCAUCACCCAGUUCGACAACAUCCUGUUCGCCGUGCUCACUGUCUUCCAGUGCAUCACCAUGGAGGGAUGGACCGACAUGCUCUACCAUAGUAACGAUGUGGAGGGCAGCGCCUGGAACUGGAUGUACUACAUCCCCCUCAUCAUCAUUGGCUCCUUCUUCAUGCUCAACCUGGUGCUGGGUGUUCUCUCAGGUGAAUUUGCCAAAGAGAGGGAGCGAGUGGAGAACAGGAGUGAGUUCCUGAAGCUGAGGCGACAGCAGCAGAUUGAGAGAGAGCUCAACGGAUACCUAGAGUGGAUCUGCAAAGCCGAGGAGGUGAUUCUGGCAGAGGAUGACACCACAGGGAACUUUGAUGGUUCGAGACGAAGGCCGACCCUCAAAACCAAAAACAACAAGACAGAGCUGCUGAACCCAGAGGAGGGAGAGGACAACAUGGGGGACGCCGUAGGUUUUGCCCGUUCCAGCAUAAAGAGCGGUAAGGAUGGAGCCAAUUACAGCAAAAAGGAGCGGCGACUGCGAUUCUUCAUACGCAAAAUGGUGAAGACGCAGGCUUUCUAUUGGACGGUGCUCUGCCUGGUGGGUCUCAACACCAUGUGUGUGGCUGUGGUUCACUACGACCAGCCGGAGCUGCUCUCUGACUUCCUGUUCUAUGCAGAGUUUAUCUUCCUGGGUCUGUUCAUGUCUGAGAUGCUGAUUAAGAUGUACGGUCUGGGCGUCCAGCCCUACUUCCACUCUUCAUUCAACCGCUUCGACUGUGUGGUGAUUGUGGGCAGUAUCUUCGAGGUGAUGUGGGCCACCAUCAAACCAGGAGCAUCGUUUGGGAUCAGCGUGCUGCGAGCUCUGAGACUGCUCCGCAUCUUCAAAGUUACCAAGUACUGGGCUCCUCUCAGAAACCUGGUGGUGUCUCUGCUCAACUCCAUGAAGUCCAUCGUCAGUUUGCUCUUCCUCCUCUUCCUCUUCAUCGUGAUCUUUGCCUUGCUGGGGAUGCAGCUGUUUGGAGGACAGUUCAACUUUGAGGAGGGGACACCUUCAACUAACUUUGACACUUUUGCAGCAGCUAUCAUGACGGUUUUUCAGAUCCUGACAGGAGAAGACUGGAACGCAGUGAUGUACGACGGCAUCAAGUCCCAGGGAGGAGUCAAAGACAAAGGAAUGCUCUUCUCCAUCUUCUUCAUUGUCCUCACUCUCUUUGGCAACUACACUCUGCUGAACGUCUUCUUGGCCAUCGCUGUCGACAAUCUGGCUAACGCUCAGGAGCUCACAAAGGAUGAGGAAGAACAAGAGGAAGCAGCCAAUCAGAAGACAGCUCUGCAGAAAGCUAAAGAAGUUGCAGAAGUGAGCCCGCUGUCAGCAGCAAACCUGACUAUAGCAGCGAAGGAGCAGCAGAAGAACCACGUCAAGGGGAACAAAUCGGUGUGGGAGCAGAGGACGAGCGAGAUCCGGCGGCAGAACCUGAUGUCGAGCCGCGAGGCGCUCUACAACGAGCUGGAGCAGGAGGACUGGAAGGUGGGGGAGGGAGAUGAGGUGUCCUAUCCACGGAAAUCACGCGGUGAUAUAAAGACUCACCUUGACCGGCCGCUGGUGGUCAACCCACAGGACAACCGCAACAACAACACCAACAAAACCCAACCUGGUGAGCUGCCUCUGGACCAGGAGUAUCGGCGCCAGGACAUGGACCACCGCCGCAGAACAGCUCACCACUACCGCCACCACCAUCACCACCACCAGAGAGCUGCAGGGACGGACGUCGGAGAGGGGGGACAGAUGGCAGAGACCCGCAUGGAGCAGGGUUUGAGUUGCACGUCUCUGGGUAACGUCGAGGGCCAGCAGGGGGAUGAGAGGCACAGCCACAAGAGCCACAGGGGGCACCGACACAGGAACCGGGAAGGCAGGGAGGCUCACAGCGUGUCUCCACAUCACCAGAGCGCUGGGGGAGAAGGGAACCAUGAGCACAGGAGGUCGAAGCAGCACCGCAGGUCAGCCAGGGAGGGCGAGGAGGGCAGGAGACACAGAUCUAAGGGGACGGAGGGAGAGGGGGAGAAAGGCGAAGAAGGAGAAGGACGGAAGAUGAGACGGCAUCGUCAGUGCAACCAGGAGAAGAGCAGAGGGCAUCGCAGCAGAAAGGAGCACCACAGCACCUGUCCCAGCCUCUCCACCACCAGACCCAUACAGCAGUACAAUGAAGACCUGGACAACUUCCGCAACAACAGCAAACUGGCCAUCGCCCACGAGAACCCGUACACCCUCCCACCUGAUCACCCCGACCAUCCCGACCACGUCAACAACCUGCUGAACUGCCGUGAUUCCGACACCCACACCCUUCUCCACAGCAUGGACAGUCUGAUCCUGACCAGCAUGGCCAAACCCGAGUACACCAAGAUAGACAUGCCACCCGUCUACCCUUACCCCUCCACCAACGCCAUCCUGCAAGUAAACAAAAAUGCCAACACAGACCAGAAGAAGAGCGAAGAAAAGAAAGAGGAGGAGGACGAGGAAGGUGAUGAAGAUGGUCCCAAACGUAUGCCACCUUACAGCUCCUGCUUUAUAAUGUCCACCACAAACCCGUUUCGGAAAUGCUGUCACUACAUCCUGACUCUGAAGUAUUUUGAGUUCAGCAUCCUGUCCGUCAUUGCUAUGAGCAGCAUCGCCCUCGCCGCUGAGGACCCUGUCUGGCCCGAAUCACCACGAAACGAUGUGCUGCGGUAUUUUGACUACGUUUUCACAGGCGUCUUCACAUUUGAAAUGUUGAUCAAGAUGGUGGUGCUUGGCUUGUUUCUCCACCAGGGCUCCUACUUUCGCGACUUGUGGAACAUUCUGGACUUUAUAGUGGUUAGUGGUGCUCUGGUGGCCUUCGCCUUCACGGGGAGCAGCAAGGGAAAAGACAUUAGUACAAUCAAGUCCCUUCGAGUGCUGAGGGUGCUGCGUCCUCUUAAGACCAUCAAACGACUCCCCAAACUGAAGGCUGUGUUUGACUGUGUGGUCAACUCUCUGAAGAAUGUGCUGAACAUCUUGAUCGUGUACAUGCUCUUCAUGUUCAUCUUUGCUGUGGUGGCUGUGCAGCUCUUCAAAGGCCGAUUCUUCUAUUGCACCGAUCAAUCCAAAGAGUUUGAACGCGACUGCAGGGGCGAGUUCUUGGACUAUGAAAAAGAUGAGGUCAAAGCUCUGAAGCGGGAGUGGAAGAAGUGGGAUUUCCACUACGACAACGUGGCUUGGGCCCUGCUCACCCUCUUCACUGUGUCCACAGGAGAGGGGUGGCCAGAUGUGCUAAAACACUCAGUGGACUCAACCUUUGAGAAUCAGGGCCCCAGCCCAGGCUAUCGGAUGGAAAUGUCAAUCUUUUACGUGGUGUACUUUGUUGUCUUUCCCUUCUUCUUUGUAAACAUCUUUGUGGCUCUCAUCAUCAUCACUUUCCAGGAACAAGGAGACAAAAUGAUGGAGGACUACAGCUUAGAAAAGAAUGAGAGGGCCUGUAUAGAUUUUGCCAUCAAUGCCAGGCCUCUUACCCGCCACAUGCCAAAGAAUAAGCUUAGCUUCCAGUAUCGCAUGUGGCAGUUUGUUGUGUCUCCACCCUUCGAGUAUAGCAUUAUGGCUCUAAUCGCGCUCAACACUAUCGUCCUCAUGAUGAAGUUUUACGGUGCAUCGCAUACCUACGAUGAAGUCUUGAAGAACCUCAACAUCGUGUUUACCACCUUCUUCUUCAUGGAAUCACUCCUGAAGAUCAUCGCUUUCGGCCCUCUGAAUUACUUCAAAGACGCUUGGAACGUUUUUGAUUUUGUGUCCGUCCUUGGAAGUAUCACUGACAUUUUAGUGACAGAACUAGGGGAUAGCUUCAUCAACUUGAGCUUCCUGAGGCUGUUUAGAGCAGCUCGCCUCAUCAAGCUCCUGAGACAGGGAGAAACCAUCCGCAUCCUUCUGUGGACCUUCGUUCAGUCCUUCAAGGCUCUGCCGUAUGUGUGCCUGCUCAUUGCCAUGCUCUUCUUCAUCUACGCCAUCAUUGGCAUGCAGUUGUUUGGGAAUCUGGCUCUUGAUGAGGAGAGAAAGACAGCCAUUAAUGAUCUAAACAACUUCAGAACCUUCAUCAUGGCCCUCAUGCUGCUGUUCAGGAGCGCAACAGGGGAGGCAUGGCAUGAUAUCAUGUUGGCUUGCCUUGGGGGUAAAAAAUGCGACCCGAGAUCAGGGAACACUGAGAAUGAAUGUGGAAGUACCUUCGCCUACACCUACUUUGUCUCCUUCAUCUUCCUCUGCUCUUUUCUGAUGCUGAAUCUGUUCGUUGCUGUCAUCAUGGACAACUUUGAGUACCUGACCAGAGACUCGUCUAUCCUGGGGCCGCAUCACCUGGAUGAGUAUGUAAGGAUAUGGGCCGAGUACGACCCUGCAGCUUGCGGGCGCAUACAUUAUAAGGAUAUGUACAGUUUAUUGCGAGUUAUCUCCCCUCCCCUGGGCCUUGGCAAGAAAUGCCCACAUAGGGUGGCCUGCAAGAGGCUGCUGCGCAUGGAUCUACCGGUUGCAGAAGAUAACACGGUGCAUUUUAACUCCACACUCAUGGCUCUGAUCAGGACGGCAUUGGAUAUCAAGAUAGCCAAGGGCGGUGCAGACAAGCACCAGAUGGACGCAGAGCUCCGGAAAGAGAUGAUGGCUAUUUGGCCCAACUUAUCCCAGAAGACUCUGGACCUGCUGGUUACUCCACACAAGGCAGCCACAGACUUGACAGUGGGCAAAAUCUACGCCGCCAUGAUGAUCAUGGAAUACUACCGGCAGAGCAAGACGAAAAAGAUGCAGGCCCUUCGAGAGGAACAGCGCAUGGAGCCACCCUCAGAGGGAGGGGGCCCCGACAGCCAGGGGGGUCAGGGCCUGAACGGCCUCCCCAGCACCCAGCCGGACAACCUCAAUAGCAUACCUCCUGAGGGGGGCAUGACUGAGAGUCCGUCAUGGGUGACAGCCAAAGCCCAGGAAAUGUUCCAGAAGACGGGGAACUGGAGCCCCGACAGACCCUACCCCGAAGAUCUCCAUGACCGUCAUAACCCACAGAAUGUAGAGAUGAGGGAGAUGGGGCGGGACGGGUACUCCGACACUGAGCCCUAUCACCCAAUGGAUGGGCAUGGGCGGACCCUCUCCAUGCCCCGCCUCUCGGCAGACAACCAAACCAUCACCGACACAAGUCCGAUGCGUCGCUCCACCUCCAGCCUGGUCCAUGGGCGUACGGGCCGGGGCGUGAGGCUGGACGACUACUCCCUGGAGAGGGUGGUGUCUGAGGAAGGGAGGCACGGAGGACGCCGGCACAGAGACAGGAGCCACCGUGCCUCACAGCGCUCCCUGACCAGAUACACUGACGCAGACACGGGCCUGGGCACAGACCUCAGCACCACUACGCAAUCAGGCGACCUCCCACCUAAGGAGCGUGAGCGGGACCGUGGCCGGACCAAGGACCGUCGUCACCACCAUCACCACCACCAUCAUCACAGCUCCAUGGACAAGGAGCGCUACGGCCCAGACCGUCACGACUACCACAGGCAUCCCCACGACCGCCACUGGUCCAGGUCACCCAGCGAGGGGCCGGAUGGGCGAGGACAUCGACAGGGCAGUAGUUCGGUCAGCGGCAGCCCAGUCCCCUCGACCUCGGGGACCAGCACUCCACGGAGAGGCCGCCGUCAGCUGCCCCAGACCCCUGCUGUUCCCCGUCCGCAUGUCACCUACUCCCCCGCGGUCCGCAAGCCGAGCUAUGGCCCUCCGGGGCCUGGACGACUGCGCUCUCCUUCCCCGCGACACUUCUCCCCACCAGACCAUGACAGAGGCUACCACCACAGACCGCCAUCGCGACAAGCUUCUCCACAUCACGGAGGGUCCUCGUCUCGGCAUGGUUCGCCAAGAUCCCCUAGGCACCAGUCCCCACGUUCUCCGCUCCACGGCUCACCCAGAUCCCCUCAUCGAGGACGAUGGAGUGGGCCUCCGCCAGGGGACAGCCUGGAGGGUGACGGGCCCUUCUAUGAACGCGACUACGAGUACGAGCGGCACCAUGAGCCCCCUGCCUAUGAGCAGAGCUUAUCCCAUGGCAACCCACAUCCUCAUGGAGGCAACCCUCACCCACACCCACGCUCACCUAGGACUGCUCGCCAUGGGCCCCCACCGCCUCCCCACCCGCAUCCACGGAGGGUGCCUAAUGGCUACCGUUCAUCGUCACCAUCCCCACAUCGGCGGGGGCCACCUGGGGUGCCUCCCCAUCCGCACCACCGCCCUCCCCAUGCCCGUGGGCCCCGCAAAGGCCUUCAUGAACCUUACAGUGAGACAGACGAGGACGACUGGUGCUAGCAACCACAGGGAGUGAGGGAUACGGGCAGGACAAGAAGAGAAGAAUAGCCGCCUCUGGUGCUCUGGCCUUGGUUAUUUAGACUUUAGUAAAGCAAAUGUGUGGGGGAUUUUGGUGGGGUUGAAUGCCCCUUAGACCCCCCAACCUCCCCCUGAGACUCUUAAAGAGAGACAAAGGUAGAAGGGAUGGGGUUGAAGGUGCUGCAUAUUUUUCAGAUUUUGUGUAGGACUCAAAUCAAUGACAGAGCAGCCCGUGGAUAAAAGACAAAGCAGAGACAACCAAAAGGCGAGGCCAGGGCCCAGUACCUCUCCCUCUUUAGGUCUCAGAACUACAAGAGAGAGGUAAGGGAGGAGCAUGUAAGUGGCCAGGGAUGAUCGCGGUUUACAAGGCCUAGAAGCACUUCUCCCAGACUGUUGUGUGCUUGGUUACCAGAUGUUUGCUGUCUGUAGCUGGCCAGUCUGCAAACUUAAAAGCUUGAAAAUGAGCUGAAACGCGGAGUCCACGUCUUUGACUCUGCUUGACUUUUAAGAAAAAUAAAUUAACAAAAGCCAGGACCCCCCUACCCUUACAUGCCAAGCUAUGCCUCCAGAAAAUCAAACUUGAACAAUGAAGAACAACAAUGAAACUUUACAAACUAUGAAAAGAAAAAAAGGGAGAACAACCACUUUAUCUCUAAUCUUUUUCCUUUCCAAGGGACAGAACCAGGAAGCUCCGCCUAUACUGCAAAAACCAGCCAAAUCACAGCGCUGGCUGAUAUUUGAUGAGUUUUAUCAUCUCUGUUUACUGUUAAAGACUCACUUAAUGCUGACGGAACUGGUGUGACAUCACUUCCUGUCCGGUGUUGGUUGUAGUGGAGCGGGGCAGGGCACGGUGUUGUUUUACUUUCCUGCUCAAAGCACUAUGAACCAGGUGGGCUCAGGUAACUCAAAAAGGAGCUUCAAACUCCUUCCUGCUCUGUUACUUCAAGCGUCGCAAAGGAAAGGGAUGACCUGACAGGAAAUGACAUCACACGGGUUGAAUGAGGCGGAGGAGAGGAAAGGAGGGAUGGGGAAAAAGACUAAUUUCUUCAGUAUUUCUUCUAUUGAUUACUUCUCCUUCUUGUUCUUCUUGGACAUUGGAGCUUGGUUCUUCUGUUGCAUUCGCUCAGCCUCCUUUUGAUCUUUUUUGGAGUCCAAAAUUUGAUGGAAACCUGCAUGAUUGAUUAAAUACAUACUAGAGAGGAAAUCUAACCAGUGUGGGUGGGACCUGGGGCCUUUUUAGAAAACUUUGAAUUUAGGUUUACAAAAGAAGUUCUCUUCUUUCUGACUCUCUCUCUCUCCUACAGCUCAAAUGCUUUUUUGGUUUGCUUUUUACUUAAAAGAGGUUCCAGCUUAUGGCUAUUUUCUCUGUUUUCCGCCAACGCGGCUCAAAAGUUUCUAUCAGAGAAUCUCGUUGAGUAGGUGAGCUUGAGAAACAAGAGGGAGAUUGAGUAAGGAGAGACUUCUACCACACUUGAUUUCUUAUUUUUGAUGAUGAUAGUCUUAUGAAUAAUGAUAUCAGUGUCAAUGCAAAAUGACGAUGACAAUGAUGAUGAUGAUUGAUUGAUAUGUUGCUGUAGAUUUGUGGUCAUGUUAUUUGGAGUUUAAGUAUGCUAUGUCCAUCUUGUUUACAUCCAUUAUGUUCUGAUCCCCCUCCGUUCAAAGACGUUUACCGGGUUCCCGAUGCCUUCUUGCAGUGUUUGGUGCAGGGAUGGCUGAGGAACAAUCGUUUAGCAGUGUUGCGUGUUGUAACGCAACUCUUUAAGAUACACUCUAUUCAGAAGGUUGGAGGUCAGGGGAGCUUUGGUACCUGACUUGCAAGGAUUUGUGGGGUCAGUGCACUUCUCAAACCAACCCAAAGAUCAAGAUUUCAGGCUCAGAGGCAGGGCUGGACCAGAACAUUGAGAAAGUGGGGGAGUUAUUCUGCAGAGGUUUCAAAACAAGCCUGUUUUACAAAGGUUGAAAUCUUCCACUUGCAGCCAAAAAAACAACAACUCUCAAUGUUUCCCUCUGUCAGGUUCUGUAGCUUUGUAGUGAGAUUGAUUCCUGACAGCCCAGUAUAGGUGGUACAGUGUUGUUGUGCAUUUCUACUAUCAAUACAAGCUCAACUCGACUUGUCUGGACUCUUCACUCUAGGUUGGUUCGUCAUAGCAUGGCUGCAUUUAACUGCUGUGACACCCAACCAAUGAAUCCAACUCGGUGGCAAUGAGAGACAUUGAGGUGAAUGUAUGUUUGGGUCUUGGUACGAGGCUUUUGGCAAAGCAAGAGGAAAAGUUUUGAAUUUGGUUGACUGCAAGUCACAAGAUGAAAUUCUGUUGAACAGUACAGGAGAUUUCGGGAAUCUAGGACAAAGCCACAAACGAAUCAAGGCCUCCAUUCUUCUCAUUGCUCAUCAGUCUGCAUGCACAUGACUGAAACACUCCAGCCCUCACGGAUCAUCCACUCUGGGCAUUACGGACCUUAAAAGUCCUUUAGUCACUCUUAAAUACGAUCAGAUCAGAUCCAGUAUGAUAUGGUAGGAUGCGAUACAAUAUGCUUCAUUUUCCUGUAUCCAAAUUUCACAUGUUCACGGAGUUGCACAAAUCAAAAAAGAACUGGAACAAUAUGUUGUUGACAUAUAGCCGUAUGUCAACAACAUAGCCAUGGCUGAAUAAAGGCCUCCCUCAUUCCCAUUGGUCAGCAGUCUGGGUCGACUGGAUAAACCACUUCCAGCCUUCAUGGUUCAGUCCACUCUGAGCAUUAUGGUCCUCAGUAAUACUGUAGUCACUGUUAUAUGAUACGUUGUGAUCCAAGCAACAGCAGCAACGACUAUCCAACAGUUAACACAAAAUUCACAUGUGCAUUGAACAGCAAAUAUCAAAGAAGAACCAGGAUAUUAUUGCACAUUACCCAUACUGCAUAUAACAUGCAAGGGUAAAGGAUAAAGGGGUUGCAUUGCUGAGUCAAGAAGUAGCCAUGUGCAGCCAACGAUGGGCAUAGUAAAUCUUAGUAAAUCCUCUGGGGUCCAGUCAGUCCAUCCAGCUCUUGCUGGUUCCUCUUAUUGGUGACCUCAAAAAGAAACAUCUUGACUGUCCAUGGCUUGGGUUUGCAGCAAAUCCAUAUCUUAACACUCAAAAAAAAUGGUUGCUUUUGUCUGUAGCUUCACUGUCUAAAAGAGUCGCAUCUGAUUCUGUGUCUGCACUGAUGGUGCUUCUAGUGACUUUACGAUAGCCAAUCAGUGAUCGCAUGUCACUAUUGGCUUAGUCGCACAAACCUCUACCACUGUUGGAAUAUUUAAGAAACUGAGUAGAGUUGAGGCAAACUGAGUCAGACCUUGAUAGUAGAAAUGCACCACUGGUGUCAGUAUUAACUGGUGGUGUUUUCUUGUUUAACCACCAGGGGGCAGUAAUCAGCACACAUCUUCAGCCUGCCUUUCCCCCCUCGACAGGACAGCCUCAAGGCCCCAUCCUGGCUUCUAGACCUGGAGUGAAAUCCCUGCUUAGAUCUUUGUGAGACCCACCGACGAAGUCCAGUCCUAGUCAGGAAGCCUGGAUGGAGCCCUCGAGAUGCCAUAUCUGUCCGUUUGUCAGUCCAUCCUUUGUCUGCCUGUCUGUGCCAAUGCUGACCCCCAGCCCCCUCCGGCCCCCUCUCUCAGGUCUGGAUAACCAGAGAAAAGUCACCAAAUCACCAGUCCAAUCACGAAAGGUUGUAGCAAAACCGAAAUCUCCUCUGCCAAAACUCACUUCAGUAUCCACAGACCUCUCCUUCCUCAUCUAUCUGGAUAAAUUUCUGUCCAUUUGCUUUAAAAUCUGUUCUUUCAUCUUGCAAGAGAGCGACACUAAAGGCAUUACAGGACAGAUACACUUAGGAAUAAUAAUUUCAUCCUUAUUGUUAUGAGGGACAACAAUUAUUGAAUAUUCAAUAACUCUAGGACACAAAGAUGAUAAAGUAUAGAUAAAUAUAGAUGAUAAACUACAUAUAAAUCUAGAUAUGAUACAGUAGAUGUAGUUAUAGAUAACAGAGUUUUUAAUAAUUAGAGUUUCAGAGAUUUAUUUAUUUUGCAUACCGUUGAUGCUCAUGACACGGUCGAUGAUUUAGCUACUCUUGAAAACCUUGCACUGUUUUCUUCACAGUCGCUGAAGCCAGAAAAUGAACCCCAGUCCACGUGUUUUGACUAUGCAGACCUCAUAAGCGUCCUCAUAGUAUUCUUUGAGAGGAUUAACUGCAACGCUAUAAAAGGGAAAAAUAAUGAUUAUAAUAAUAAUAAUAAUAUAGAAGCACGCUGAUCUAUGAAAAUGUGAAGAUCGACACCAAGUUUGCACACGUCACUUGACAUCACACCCACGAUGAAACCUUACCCAUUCACGUACUUCCAGCUGAUCUGCUCCCCACCAUCGUCCCAAAAUGUGCUCCCUCCAGGCCUGGUAAUUUAACGUAGUGUAGUGAAGACUGGGAAAGUGGGGGGUUGUUUUAUUUUGUUCUGCAGGAGUCGUGGGACGCACACCCUAACCCCUAUGCCGUCAUCUCCCCUCCCUCAAGAGAGGCCAGGCAGGAACCCCUACAGAGCCACAGUGCCUUCUGUAUCUGUCAUUUCCACCCAGAUCUCCUCGCCUCCCGCCUAUCACCCCCAUGUACUCUCUGUAGUAGUUGAGAUCAACCAAACUACGCCUUAAAAGUCAAGCUGAACUGACUCCCAUGCUAGCAUAGAAGAGCAGAAAUGUGGGGAUUGAGGGAACUGCCAAGAGGCUAAACUUGACAUUUGAGAUUUUAUAUUCCAUAUCUUGUAUUAGCUUGUUUCAGCCUGCUGUUUGGUUCGCCAAAAACCAACAACAGCAACAGGUUGCACCAGUUAUGCAAAAGUUCAAAUGAAGCCCAGUUUGAACAGAAGUUCUCGAUUGUAGUAGAGUUUAUUCUCUACUAACAUUUAAGCCAUUGACUUUAGUUACAGUUUAAUCUUAAACCUACCUACAAGUAAAUUCCUUCUUAAAGCGUCCCGACCUUGGCCAAUGCCUGGAGAAACUAAGAAAAUGCCUGCAUAGGUUUUGAUUUUAUUUACAACCAAUUUAUUCACUGUCAAUAUUGGCCAUAUGUACAAAAUUUUUCUUCAGGCAGGAUUAAAGACCUUUGUCGGUUUUUCACUUUGUUCAUCCUUUUUCCUGGAACUUGAACCUCCUGAGACCUGAACUUUUGUUGGGAAAGCAUUUUUAAGUUUCUUCCAUUAUUUUGGGUUAUGUUGGACCUUAUAAGUCAAACCAUCAGUCUUGUCUUUGAAGAGGAAUUUAUCUGAAAUUUUCUGCUCCAAAAUCUCCCCAAAACAAUCCCUAAAAUAAACUAGAAAAGCACUCAGAGAGCGCAGACCUCCACCAUUAGCCCUUUCUCCCAAUAGUGAAGAAUACUUUAAAAAAAAUUC
Molecule: messenger RNA, 13377 nt
Organism: Cheilinus undulatus (humphead wrasse)
Lineage: Eukaryota; Metazoa; Chordata; Actinopteri; Labriformes; Labridae
Gene: cacna1ab
Product: calcium channel, voltage-dependent, P/Q type, alpha 1A subunit, b
Exons: 49
Coding region: 390-7973 (2527 amino acids)
Biological process (GO): chemical synaptic transmission; calcium ion import across plasma membrane
Cellular component (GO): neuronal cell body; membrane; voltage-gated calcium channel complex
Molecular function (GO): high voltage-gated calcium channel activity
Source: RefSeq, a predicted model, not a curated record